This is a messenger RNA of Nicrophorus vespilloides, 4606 nucleotides long. RefSeq names its product probable phospholipid-transporting ATPase VD. The record is from RefSeq and is a predicted model, not a curated record. The transcript is spliced from 11 exons. Bases 241 to 4503 code for a protein of 1420 amino acids. Gene Ontology annotation, biological process: phospholipid translocation. Gene Ontology annotation, cellular component: plasma membrane. NCBI's taxonomy places the organism in Eukaryota, Metazoa, Arthropoda, Insecta, Coleoptera, Silphidae. Gene Ontology annotation, molecular function: ATPase-coupled intramembrane lipid carrier activity; ATP hydrolysis activity; ATP binding.
UGGUCGCACAAAGAGUAGUAAUCCAGACAUAUGACAGUUUGGAGGUGGUUCGUUCCGACUUGCUUCGAUCGUUGUGUUCGUUUUUAUUGUUGUUAACUUAACUUUUUUUUUUUCGAUUAUUUUUGCAAUUAGCUAGGAUAAUUCAAUUGUGAUAUGUGUGACUGAGGAGGUCAGGAACUUUAGAACUUUGCCGUUUGAAAUUCCAAGUGAUAAAAGUGAUGAGAAAAAAGACUGUGAAUAAUGUCAAAUACUGGCGAACACGCAACUAGCGACCCAAGUAAGAUAGAAGCAGCGUCAUCAUCGUCUACUGCAGGGUCGACAUACACUUUUCCAGAGGUAGUGCGAUCUCCAGAUACCAGAGGCCAUGGACGUAGUGCAAGUCAUGGUAGCGGUACGACGUUCAGCGGGGGGGCGGCCUCCACGUCCGUGGUCGGGCGACCAUCAGCCCUUAAGUCUACUCGGGGCCAUCAAAGAGCGUUUUCUCAGGGUCAGAUCACUGAUUCCAGCGGUAUACGACCUGGCCACAGCCGCGUCGGUUCGAAAACAGACUUUAUUCUGCCACCCGGCCACAAAGAAACAGAAACGACGUCCGGGAGCGGCUCCCGCACCUCCGCAAAGGGACACUCCAGACAGGCAUCGCGAAGUGAAUCCAUCUAUACGCUCAGGAGGACAGCACCUCCGUCCUUCUGGAAGAGAUUCCUGAGUUUUAUAUUGCGACGGUCGCCGCGUUACGAACAGGAAGAGAGAUAUCGAAUUGUUGUGCCUAAUCAUACAGUGCCCCCAAAAACCCCACGGAAAGAGCACCCCAACGGGAAACGGCCCAACAAUAAGGUCCGUACGACCAAGUACACGCUGCUCUCUUUCCUGCCCCGCAAUUUGCUCGAACAGUUCCACAGGGUCGCCAAUUUGUACUUCAUAUUUAUCGUACUGCUAAACUGGUUUCCCGCAAUUAACGCGUUUGGUAAGGAGAUUGCGAUGAUCCCGGUGGUGUUCGUGCUUGGUGUAACAGCGGUUAAAGAUCUAUUCGAGGAUCGCAGGAGACACGCCAGCGAUAAAAGGAUUAACAACUCCACAUGCCGAAUAUACCAAAGUGAAAACGAUAGGUAUAAGAAGGUGCUGUGGAAAGAGGUGCGAGUCGGUGAUUUAAUACAUCUAUCGAAUAAUGAGGUUGUUCCUGCCGAUAUUCUACUCUUGCGAUCCAGUGAUCCGAAUGGCCUUUGCUACAUCGAUACUGGGCACCUUGACGGAGAAACUAAUUUGAAGCAGCGAAAAGUUGCCAGAGGUUUCACUGAGAAGCAAGACGGUUUUGAUCCUAGCAAAUUUAAGAGCGUUAUAGAAGUGGAUGCGCCUACAACGAAAAUCUAUAGAUUUCAUGGGGCUAUGCUCCAUCCAUCCGGUACCAGAAUUCCUGUAGGUACGGAUAACCUUCUACUCAGGGAAUGUUUGCUCAAAAACACGGAUUAUGUGGAAGGAAUCGUUGUGUAUGCAGGUCACGAAACGAAAGCGAUGUUGAAUAAUGGCGGUCCCAGAUACAAAAGAUCGUCAUUAGAAAAGCAAAUGAACCAAGACGUCCUAUGGUGCGUACUAAUACUGAUAUUUCUGUGCGUCAUCGGAGCAAUCGGAUGUAAACUGUGGCUGUCGACUUAUACAAAUUUACAAGAACCUUUCAGACCGGAUGGUUAUUCUGAUUCGAGUGAAGCCUUUUUAGCCUUUUGGACAUACAUUAUUAUUUUGCAGAUCAUGAUUCCACUUUCGCUAUACGUUACAUUGGAAAUGUGUAAGAUAAUACAAGUGUAUCAUAUCCAUAAUAACGUGGAUCUCUAUGACCCGCUGAUAGACAAGAGGACGGAAUGCAGAGCGUUGAAUAUUACCGAAGAGUUAGGACAAAUUCAAUAUAUUUUUUCGGAUAAAACGGGAACGUUGACUGAGAACAGAAUGAUAUUUAGGAACUGCACCAUUGCGGGCGUCGACUAUCAUCAUCCAACGCUUCAGGAUGAAAGUAAAACGAAGAAUACGCUGACUGUGCUCUGCAAUGCGAAAAUGGUGCAGGAUAUGCUUUGCCAAGAAAGUGUAACCGAUUCGUCUAGUUUGAUCCACGCUACUCGCAUCCAGGAGUUCCUUCUAUUACUAGCCGUUUGUAAUACCGUAGUGUGUUCACACCAUCCUCACUAUGAUCUCAUGAACGCUAGUGGUAUUUUAGAACCAGUUCCGAACGCGUUCGAACAGGAAAACAAACCUGAAACAACCACUACUGUGUCGCCUAACGACAAAUACAGCAGGUUGGAGGAGUCGCGUUCGGUGACUCCUUCGCCGCCGCUGCACACAUCAUCACAUUUCGAUAAUCGUCGAACACCGCAUGUGCCAUCAUUAAGCCCUAUAACCUCAGUGGAUUCUUCACCGACGAGUGAAGCGCCGCCAAAAAAUUCACGACCAAAAAUCCUCAACAUUACGGCGUUAGGUUUUUUAGGUAACAAGAGAAACAUGAAUUUGACUGACGAACAGAAAGUGAAGAUAAAUCAAUCUGUAACACCAUCUCCGCACGAACUGAAACCUAUCUUCGAGGCGGAGAGCCCCGACGAAUUAGCUCUCGUAGAUACAGCUUACAUCUAUAACUGUAAAUUACUGAAAAGAACACCCAGUGAGGUGACCGUGGAUUUACCCGGAGCCGGACGAUACGAUUUCAAAAUAUUGAAUAUCCUGCAGUUCGAUUCCGUGCGUAAAUGCAUGUCCGUUAUUAUCAAACAUCCAGUUACUAAGCAAAUAAUUUUAUACUGCAAAGGAGCGGAUACGACAAUAAUUCCUGCCUUAGCGCCCGUCGAAGAUGACUCCGAGCAGAAGAGAAUUAUUUGUCAAACCCAGCAACAGCUGAACGCUUACGCCAAGCAAGGUCUCAGGGUACUUCUGAUGGCCAAACGUAUACUGACCGUAACCGAAUACAACGAGUGGCUCAGGAAACACAAAGAGGCUGAACUUUCCCAUGACAAUUUAGAAAAGAAGCUUCAAGAGAGUUACGCAUUGAUCGAACAUAAUUUAACGUUACUAGGUGCGACUGGAAUUGAAGAUAGACUGCAAGAAGGUGUACCCGAGACAUUGGCAUCACUGAUUUCCGCAGGAAUAGUUGUUUGGGUUGUGACUGGAGACAAACCGGAAACUGCCAUUAACAUCGCCUACUCUGCGAAAUUAUUUUCCCCACAAAUGGAGUUACUUAAAUUAAUGACUAGAAGUAAGGAAGCGGCUGAUCGGACGAUAUCAUUCUAUCUCAACGAGAUUGAGCGACAACCCGAUGGAGGUGAUCCCACAUCGUCGAGCAAUUUGCUGAGUUCUCGAAGUCAACCUAAAGCGAAGACCAGAGCAUUGGUAAUCGAUGGAAAAACUUUGACAUUCAUACUGGAUAGGCGAUCGAAUUUAACGAAACCCUUUUUGAAACUGACGACCUACUGCAAUUCCGUUCUGUGCUGUCGCGCAACACCUCUUCAGAAAGCUUACAUCGUUAAAGUGGUCAAGGAAGAAUUAAAGAUGCGCACAUUGGCAAUCGGCGAUGGGGCCAACGACGUUUCGAUGAUCCAAACUGCCGAUGUUGGCAUCGGAAUUUCCGGACAGGAGGGUAUGCAGGCUGUGAUGGCCGCAGACUUUUCGCUCUCUAGAUUUAAAUAUUUGGAACGUUUGCUCUUGGUCCACGGACAUUGGAGUUACGAUCGUUUAUCCAGUAUGAUCUUGUACUUUUUCUACAAAAACGCAGCUUUUGUGUUUUUGAUAUUUUGGUAUCAACUUUAUUGUGGUUAUUCCGGUGCGGUGAUGAUCGACCAGAUGUACCUUAUGUUAUACAAUUUAUUGUUCACCUCUCUACCUCCACUUGCCAUAGGAGUUUAUGAUCAAGAUGCUCCUGAAUAUUUAUUGAGAGAAAAUCCAUAUCUGUACCGUCGCGGGAGGCUGGGAAAGGCCUAUCGAUCUCGAUCCUUUUGGUUCACGAUGUUCGAUGCAAUAUAUCAAAGUUUGGCCAUAUUUUUCAUAUGUCAGGGUAUUUAUAAUGAAAGCGACAUCGAUAUCUGGGAAUUUGGGACUGUCGUCACUACUGCAUGCAUGUUUGUCAUGCAAUUGCACGCUGCAAUAGAGACUCGAUCAUGGACAAUUUUACAUAUUGGAUCUUAUCUGGUGUCCAUAGGGCUUUUUUAUUUGUAUUCAAUUAUUUACAACGCAUACUGCGUGAACUGCUUUGGCUUGCCGAGUAACUAUUGGAUCAUACAGCACGCAAUGAGCACAGCAAAUUAUUGGUUACUAAUUCCUCUCUCAUGUGUAGUGGCAUUACUACCAAGAAUUCUGUUGCGUGUAAUAAAAACGGCUGUAUGCCCGGAUGAUGUAACGCGGGCGAUAAUGAUGCAUCGACGAGCGUUAAGGAGAGGUGAGGGGUUUCUCGUAUCUUGGUCUAGAUCAACUUCAGCAUCUUCCAUAUACAGAACCACCGAUAACAGGACUAAGAAUAACAUUUUGACAGCGGUUGGAUGAGUUACAUUUUCCACAGUGCUUCGUAUUAAGGCCUUAAUACUGAUAGGAUUAUAAAAGAAAAGUGUUUCUACUAAGGAAAAAUAUAUAUUACAAAAAAAAAGAA